UAACAAUGUGACAUGACGUGUCAUCACUCAACAUUGCAUUGCAAUACAAACUAAUACAAACUUGUACUAAUAUUGGUUUUCUUUCUCUCUAGUUGUUAAAUUGAUAAAAUAAAAUGAUCAGCUCCUGGAAUCCAGAGAAAAAACAUAGUGAUGUUGAAAGAUGGGUUUGCAUAUAUCCUGCUUACCUAAACAGUAAGAAAACAUUAGCAGAAGGUCGAAAACUGGCAAAAGAAUAUUGUGUCGAAAAUCCAACACAUCAGGAAAUAAGAGAUGUUCUUUUGGCUACAGGUCUGCAUGUGGGAGUUGAAAAUAAACUUUAUCCACGAGAAAGAAGCAAGGAAAUGUUGUUCCGAGGCAGGAUCAGGGUACAGUUGAGGAAUGAUGAUGGCACUGCGGUUAAAGAAGAGUUCCCUACAAGAGAAUCUGUAAUGAAGUACCUUGGUGAAACAAUACCCAAGCUGAAGACUCGUCAGAACAGGCCAGCUGACCAACAACCUCAAGCUACUCAGGCCAGCACCAAAAGUAAGGGCAAAAAAGGGCGUAGAUAAUCAUGUUUUAACAUAAAAUGUUUUAUUAUAAUAAGAAUAUUUUCAAGAAAAUAAACAAAAUAUAUAUCAAA
Messenger RNA from Plodia interpunctella (Indianmeal moth), 619 nucleotides. RefSeq names its product Signal recognition particle 19 (gene Srp19). The transcript is spliced from 4 exons. Gene Ontology annotation, biological process: SRP-dependent cotranslational protein targeting to membrane, signal sequence recognition; SRP-dependent cotranslational protein targeting to membrane. Gene Ontology annotation, molecular function: 7S RNA binding. NCBI's taxonomy places the organism in Eukaryota, Metazoa, Arthropoda, Insecta, Lepidoptera, Pyralidae. The record is from RefSeq and is a predicted model, not a curated record. Gene Ontology annotation, cellular component: signal recognition particle, endoplasmic reticulum targeting. Bases 114 to 548 code for a protein of 144 amino acids.